UCAUCUCUCUCUCUCACAAGCGCGUGCAUUAACGUUCCGGGUAGACAUGUUCCGGGCACGCAAACAGCUUGGCAAGCGGCAAACGGCGGACAGUGGCAACGGUUUCCGUCCGAAGAAGUUCCGGACGGACCAGCAGGUACCAACGAUCGACGAUGGACAGAGUGCGAGCUCCACGGACGGUGCCGUACCGGACGGGGCUGAUGGUGCAGCGACGGGCAAUGUUUUGCUCGAUUGUGAAAUCCCUCGCUACGGUACUCCGGUGGAACGGAAGCGCUGCCGGAAGGCGGGUGACUUUGUGAUUGGGUACGAGCUGGGCACGAGUCCGGGCGUGCCGCAAACGCAAUAUCUGGCCCGCAAACAGGGCAGCAACGAGUUCUAUCUACUGAAGAUUCUCAGCUUCGAUCCAGAAACGGAAAUCGUAGACAAAGAAACGUUACAGGGCAAGGUGUUGCUGCACAACGAGUUUACGCUGCUCUCGAUGUUGGACGAUCUGGAUGGUGUAAUUCAUCAGCACGGAUUUUUUAGCGAUUAUGCGUUCGAGGAGCGUCAAAUCGAGCGGGACGACGGUACGGUAGAAUCGAUCUAUACCGGCCGUAUCCGGCGUCGACUAAUUCUCGUGCUGGACUGUGUUCAUGCGCACGAAUUCUGUGACGAAUCAUCCGCGUACAUUAGCCUUCAGCGUCACAUCUCGGUUGCGCGGCUUAGCGAGCGGAAAGCGCUGAAACUGUUCUACGAGGUGGUAAAGGUGGUCGAGCAGCUGCACGCCCGUAACAUCAUCCACCGGGAUCUAAAGCUGAACAAUAUUGUGCUCGAUCGGCGUACGGGACGCAUCAUACUGACCAACUUCUUCCUCGGCAAACAUCUCAUCAACGAGCAGGAAUGUUUGUACGAUCAGCGUGGCAGUCCGGCGUACAUAUCGCCCGACGUACUCGGCGGUAAACCAUACCGUGGCAAACCGUCCGAUAUGUGGGCACUUGGCGUUAUUCUGUACACGAUUGUGUACGGAAAGUUUCCCUUUUUGGACACUACACCGUCGGCGUUGUUUCGCAAAAUUCGAGAAGCGGAUUAUACCAUUCCGAGCGGUUUCAACACGUCACAAGAGACGAAAACGCUCAUCAAGCGUAUGCUGACCCUUAACCCGGACGAGCGCUUAACUGCCUGGGAAGUGCGUACCGAGCUGGAGCAGAUACUUCGGCGUGUCCGACGGCCGCGCACGAACUGUGAUCAGCUCGUACCAGAACUAGCCGAUGUGGAGCCUUCGCUUACGGGCGAUAAACUUCCACCCGCUGAUCAAUCGAUCCCAACCGGGAAAGAAACCGUUGGAAGUUCUUCCACCGUUGAACCUAUGGAUGUGGAUCCGAUCGUAAAUGGUUCAGAAAAGACGUUCGUAAACCCUUCGCCCAAGUUCGAUCUAAGCACAGAACAAUUUUCCCGCAUCCUUGAAGCGACCGUCAAUCAGCGCCGUACGGAGGAAUGCUCCAAAGCGAAGGGCGAGCGAACGUAUAAGGUGAAGACGACGACGUACCGGUUCACUCCCAGCAACGUGGCGUGUCAGGUUCACCGGCAGCAGAAUGCUGCUGGGGAUGCUGUUUUGGUUGGUGGACAAAAUACGGCUCCACUAGCGGAUCAGCAAUCGGCGAUGGGUGGAAGGCGCCCGAGCACGACCACGGCGGGUGGCGUUGAUCAGGCGCUGGUGUCCGGUGGUGCGGGAAGGAAUUGGAGUCGGUUCAAUUUUAACUUGAAUCUGCAGUAUACUGCAAGCUCGUACAACAGUGCGGCCAGGGCAGUAGCGGCGGCCAUCGCUGCCGUGCAUAGUGUCGGAACAUCAAGCGCUGUAAAUCGUACUCGGACGGAAAGAACUCGCAACGAUCCGAACGGGAACGGUCCAAACGCUACAACCGCCGAUCGCCCAUCAUUGCCCCGACUCGUUAGCGUUAGCCAAACUGUCCGUAUGGUAAGAUCUGCCGGCGGAUCACAACAGCAACAACCAGCGUCUCCACAACCAUUGCUCAUUAACGCUUCGGACGCCAAUGGUGGGCCCGCCACGAUCAAUACGGAGCCAAUCGCUGUAGAUCAACAGGCAAACCGACCAUCGCUGGCAUCACUACCCCCAGCGGCACAGCGUUUGUACGCCAUCAUGAACUACAUAUCGCUCAACAACAGCCGUCAACCGGCGGCAGUUGGUAACACUCGAUCGACCAUGACAUUGGCCACAUCAACUGCACCAGCGUCCGCUCAUACUGCACCACUCGCCGAGCACGAUCCGACGCUCGGGCUCGACUUUAACGGUGUCAUUACGCCGGAAAUUGCGGACAAGAUUGUCGCUUACCUGAUCGUUAACUUGCGCAGUCUCGACUGGGUGGCGAACGUGUUCCGUUCGCUCGAUGGUGCUGCGAAUGAUCCCGAGCUGCGGGUGAACAAUUUGCUCGAGUUAUUGCGUCAGCUCGGUGUGCGGAUGGAGGCGUGCAACGGGCAGAUUGUGAUCCGUGCCGAGCAGACACGCGAACGGCUGCAGUUCCUUAGUUUGCUGUUGCGGAUCGCCGGCUAUAAUGAUAAGUACUUUCACCAACGGUCUUCUUAG
This is a messenger RNA of Anopheles maculipalpis, 2581 nucleotides long. RefSeq names its product serine/threonine-protein kinase par-1-like. Lineage: Eukaryota; Metazoa; Arthropoda; Insecta; Diptera; Culicidae. Bases 47 to 2581 code for a protein of 844 amino acids. The record is from RefSeq and is a predicted model, not a curated record. Gene Ontology annotation, biological process: protein phosphorylation. Gene Ontology annotation, molecular function: ATP binding; protein kinase activity. The transcript is spliced from 5 exons.